Psylliodes chrysocephalus is the source of this 939-nucleotide messenger RNA. Lineage: Eukaryota; Metazoa; Arthropoda; Insecta; Coleoptera; Chrysomelidae. The record is from the annotation of a GenBank genome assembly.
CGCGUUGUCGCGAGCACACAUGAUGUGAGGUCUUUUUGGCCCGGUUAUAUCGCUGGUUACUUACAGUUUAAAGUUAGCGCCGAACUAGUGUGUCAGCUGCAUAAUUGAAAUCAAGAUAUGGAUCUGCUAUUGAUACUCUUCGGAUUUUUUGUACAUUUAGACGGAAUCCCAGUGUCCGAGAAUCUUUAUUGGGAUUUGAUACCAUAUUUUGUUAACUCCACAAAAAAAGAAUACGUCACCAAUGUUGGACAAACGGCGUAUUUACAUUGCCGAGUGGGCAAUCUAGGAGACAGGGCCGUUUCUUGGAUACGUAAACGCGACUUACAUAUAUUGACUGUGGGAAUUUUAACGUAUACAAAUGAUCAACGAUUUCAAUCUAUCCAUACGGAGGGGUCUGAAGAAUGGAUUUUGAAAGUGACAUCGCCGCAGAUUAGGGACAACGGAAUAUACGAGUGCCAGAUCAGUACGGAACCUAAAAUGAGCCAGGGAUUUCUCCUCAAUGUUGUAGUAUCCAGAGCGACUAUACUUGGAAAUGCGGAGUUGCACGUCAGAUCCGGGAGCGACAUCAACUUGACUUGCACCGUAACUUAUACACCUGACCCACCCAACUUCAUAUAUUGGUAUAGGAAAGGUAAUUUAAUUAGUUAUUCGGAAAGAGGUGGAAUAAACGUGGUUACAGAGCAACAGACCCGUACGAGCAGAUUACUCAUUUCUAGAGCUUGUCCAGAGGACAGUGGCAUUUACACGUGUUCUCCCUCAAUUGGGGAGCCAGCGAAUGUGUUUGUGCACGUUCUAGUUGGAGAAGAACCGGCGGCGAUGCAACAUGGCGCAGCUGAUAGGACUAGUACAGUUCCACUUAAUUCAAAUUUAUUUUUUUGGCUAAGGUCAAUGUUUAUUAGUUGCUUGUUGCAAUCAGAAAUUAUUAAUUUGGUUGCUUAA